GAGCUUUCGUCUCACUCACAGUGCAGGAUACUUUAAGUUCACUUCUCCUCCCCGUUAGGAGUCAUCUAAACAGCUAGAGCGCGAGACCUCGGUCAUGUCUUUGGCAGAUCAGAGUCUGCAGUUUUUCCCGGUGAGCGCGCGGGUGUCGGUUCUCCGGGCACGAGGCCUCCGGAUCAAAGGGAAGGAUGGCACCAACGAUGCGUACGCGACGCUGCAAGCGGGUCGCGAGACGUUCCGCACACCGGUGGCGGAGAAGCACGCGGAGCCGGUGUGGGGCGGGGACGAUGCCGCCUUCAUUUUCACUGAACAGGACGGCGUCCCGCUGCAGGUGCGCGUGCUACACCGCGUCCCGCUCGGAGCGGACAAAGUACUCGGACUGACCGUCGUUAAUGUGCACGAGCUCCGGCAGGACAGCGCGCGCGAGAACCCACAGUGGUUUAAGCUGUUAAAUAAGACGGGGAAAGCCGAUAAGGAGCGCGGUGAGGUUCUGCUGGACAUUCAGUUCCUGAAGAGCAGCAUGAGUGUCAGCAUGAUUGACCUCUCUGACAAAUCACACUCGCGCCUUGGAAAGUUCAAGGACAAACUGCGGGGCAAAAAGAAAGAAGGGCUGAGCGACUCAGCCUCUGCGAUUUUGCCUUCGGUCAGCCAGGUGUUGACGGACAGUGAGGAAGAACUGGACAGAGAGACGGAGGGAGAGUCGACAAAAAAGAAGAAGAACAAACUAAAGUCUCUUUUUGUUCCUAAAUCCAGCAUGAAGCGCAACUCCAUGUCUCAAUCCAUGUCCUCAUUAGGGACACUUCCUGAUAAAAACUCGUCCAUCAGCUCGAGCACGUCCUCAGGCCUCAAUGUGGAAUCAGAAGGGAAGAAAAAGAAGAAAUUUACCUUUUUAACACACAAACGGAAUGGCAGCACAGACAGCAAGACAUCCACUCAUAAUAACUCCACCCUUGGCUCGACCAAUCAGAAUCCUCCAUCACCGAUUGAUAUUUGCAUUAAUGGUAGUCAUGUUUACAGAGAAGAAACCCAAAGUGAAGAAGUGCAGGAAAUGGAGGAAGAGGAGGGAGAGAAUGAGGAAGAAGAGGAGAGAUGGCGAAGAGAGGAAGAAGAACGGGAACGACUGGAGGAGGAGAGAAAAAGAAAAGAGAAAGAAGAGCAAAGGAGAAAGGAGGAGGAAGAAAAAGAGAGUAUACGGGUGGAGAGAGAGAAGGAAGAACAAAGGAGAAGGAUGGCAGAGGAGAAAGAACGGAUAAGGAUGGAAAGAGAGAAGGAAGAAGAAAGGAGAAGGAUGGGGGAGAGAGAGAAAGAGAGGAUACGAAUGGAGAGAGAGAAGGAAGAACAAAGAAGGCUUGAGGAGGAAGAAAAAGAAAGGAUGAGGAUUGAAAGAGAGAAGGAAGAACAAAAGAGAAGGAUGGAGGAGGAAGAAAAAGAGAGGAUAAGGGUGGAGAGAGAGAAGGAGGAACAAAUGAGAAAGAUGGCAGAGGAAAAAGAACGGAUAAGAAUUGAAAGAGAGAAGGAAGAAGAAAGGAGAAGGAUGGAGGAGAGAGAGAAAGAGAGGAUACGAAUGGAGAGAGAGAAGGAAGAACAAAGAAGGCUUGAGGAGGAAGAAAAAGAAAGGAUGAGGAUUGAAAGAGAGAAGGAAGAACAAAAGAGAAGGAUGGAGGAGGAAGAAAAAGAGAGGAUAAGGAUGGAGAGAGAGAAGGAGGAACAAAGGAGAAGGAUAGAGCAGGAAGAAAAAGAGAGAAAGAGGAUGGAGAAAGAGGAGCAGCAGAGAAAGUUGGAGGAGGGAGAAAGAAUGAGGAUGAAGAGAGAGAAGGAAGAACAGAUGAGAAAGUUGGAGGAGGGAGGAAAAAGAAAGGAAGAGAGGGGGGCAGAAGAGCUGAGGAGAAAGAUGGAGGAGGGGAAUGACAGGAAGAAGGCUGAGGAAGAAGAGAAGAUGAGGAUUGCUGAGGAGGGAAGGGUGAAGGAAGAGAAGAAAAGAGCGGAGAGAAAACGCAUGAUGGAGGAGGAAGAAAAACAGAAAGAGGAGAAAAGGAUUGCAAUGGAGAGAAGGUUAGCAGAUGAGAAAAAAGCCAGGGAGGAAGAAGAGAGAAGAAUAGCAGAAGAGAAGGAGAAACAGCAUAAAGAAGAAGAACGAGUUCGAGAGGAAAAAGAGAGGAAGAGGACAGAGAUGGAGAUGAAGAGAAAGGAAGAGGAGCAGGAAAGAAGGAAAAUGGAGAUGGAGGAUAAGAAAAAGAAGGAAAAACAGAUGAGAGAAGAGCAGGAGAGAUUAAGAAAAGAAGAAACGGUAUUUGAAGAAAGUGUCAUCUCACAAUCCACUGACUUCCCUCGUUCAGCCAGAAUCUCCAUGAAACCGAGCAUGUCCGUCUCUGCAACAGUUUCUCAAUUGACUAUGACGAACACCAACCCCUUUUUGGAUGACGAUUUAGAUGCCAGCAUUUCAGAAAACACCAGUGUUGAAGAGGCAACUGCUAAAAAAGGACGUGCCCCAUUACCUAUACAGUUGACUGGGCCAGAUGUUUGCUCCAGAGCUGUUUCUAAACAGCAUUCGAAUUUAAAAGAAGUCUCAAAACGGCCAGCACCUCAACCACCAGGUACACUGAACAUGACCAGAGAAGUGACGGUCAAAGAAAAUAUAGAUCAAGCAGGUCUCGGUCAAGGAGCAAAGAAAACCCCUGAGAGACAUCAUGAGAGCAAAGUCUUGUCAGUCACUCAAGAUGUCACACAAGUUAAUACUAAUCCUUUCACAUGUGAUGGACCAGUGGCUAUAAAACACAAGUCCCCAGCACCAAAACCAAGAAGUGGGACAUCCGUGUCUGAAGAUAUGCCAAGAAAUGGUGGCAAAAACCUAACAGAAAGUACUGCUCACCUUGAAGAAAAAGCAAGUGCUUCUAAUAUCAAAGGUAAUCCACCAAACUGGAAACUGCUGGGAGCCUCAAAUGAUAUUACAGUUGAAUAUGUCAAAAGUGACCUUACUGAUGAUCUGUCACGAAGAGAACAUCAUCUGGAGGAUGCAGUUGAGCCUGAAUCUGCAAAGCCAAAUUCUCCAUGUGUUAGUCAGGAUUUGUGUCCAGAACCUCUGGUUUCCCCCACUGAUGGACUGCCAAGCAUGGAAAGAUCCCAAAAGAAGUCUCGAGCCCCUCUUCCUCCAGUUAAACCCAAAAGAACUGAAGAUCCAAGCACUCCACACCAGCAGCCAUCUCUUCCAAACAAGACUAACCUUGAACAAGCCCAAGAGAACCAUAGUAAUAAGAAGGACCAAGAUAACACAUUGGUUUCUAGUAUUGAAAUAGCUGCAAUCAGCACUCCAUCAUCCACAGUUUCAUCCUCAGUGUUCACGCCACUUGCUGAGAAAUCACAGGUCAUGAAACCUUGUUCUACUGAGUCGGUGGAGACGGGUUCUGGUUCUGGGUCUAUGACUUUGCCAUGGGCUAAAAUGGUACCCAGUGAUGCAGGUGAAGUAAGAGAACAAGUUGCUCCCACCUCAGUAAUCAGGCAGCAUGCUGUAAAACCCCUGAGUGCUGCAGAGAAUCGGCCUGAAACUCAUGAAUCUCGAGUAACUGACAACAUACAGCCCAAAACAAAGGCUGCAGAAGCAGUGACGAAAGGCCCGUAUUCUCAGUUGACGCAGACCGAGCUGAUCUCUCUGGCGUUGCGUCAACAGGAACAGCUUUCAAAGCGUGAUGCCAGGAUCCAGGAGCUGGAGCAAUACAUCGAUGACCUGCUGGUGCGUGUGAUGGACGAAAAGCCAAGCAUUCUGAUGAGCCUGAACACAAAGAACAAAUCAAUAUGAGCACACAAACAAUAGGAGGUGCUGAAGAAAGCAUGUAGGGAGUGAAUUAAUACUUACAUACUGACUUUCGGGAAGAUGAACUCUGACAACGCUAAGCUAGACUUUGCUAGUAUAGCACUCACUAAAGUGCAAAGUCAAUGGCGUUAAAGUCUUUAUUACUGAGAUAAAUACAUAAACAUGGGAUUUAUUCCCCCUCACAUUCAUAAACCUCUGCUCUUACUACAUAUCAUGGGACAGAUUAAAAUGUGUAACAUUGUCUUUCCACUGUUUCCUGUUUUUCAAAGUUCACAGUUAGAGCUUUCAAAGUUAAAGCUUUGUUCACUAGUGCACAGAAAAAGAGCUCUUUGUACCUACUGUGUUUAUUAGUUCCUUUUUUUGUGUGAAAUGGGGGAAAGUCACACCUAAAACACACACAGUAUAUUGCCUUAUUCAAGAUAUUGUGUAAUAUGCCCGCAAUAUGAGUGCAAUACUGUACCCUAAAGCACUUUAAUCAGAGACAUUUUCUCCUUUUUGUAAAUAUUAAUGAUUAUUUGUACUUUAUACCUUUUCAUUUGAACAUUAUAAGUGAUGUUAUCUUUCACUCAGAAAUAAAGAAUUUUCUUUGCAA
Molecule: messenger RNA, 4397 nt
Organism: Ictalurus punctatus (channel catfish)
Lineage: Eukaryota; Metazoa; Chordata; Actinopteri; Siluriformes; Ictaluridae
Gene: rab11fip1b
Product: RAB11 family interacting protein 1 (class I) b
Exons: 6
Coding region: 95-3790 (1231 amino acids)
Biological process (GO): regulated exocytosis
Cellular component (GO): intracellular membrane-bounded organelle
Molecular function (GO): small GTPase binding
Source: RefSeq, a predicted model, not a curated record